Cylicostephanus goldi is the source of this 792-nucleotide messenger RNA. The record is from the annotation of a GenBank genome assembly. NCBI's taxonomy places the organism in Eukaryota, Metazoa, Nematoda, Chromadorea, Rhabditida, Strongylidae.
AUGUUUCUCUUAUUGAUAUUGCCUCUGACGGCAGUAAUAGUGCCUUCAGCCUUUCCACAAGCAUUAUGUGCUGAUAAGGGUGGCAAGGUCGAGGAGUCUUCUACCAAUGAAAUACUGAAAAUUAUCAAUAAUAGGAGAAAGAACUUGGCAAAGGGAUUAGUGAAAGACCAAGCUAAUGCUGCUUUACCAAAAGCAAAGCUAAUGAACAAACUUGCCUGGGAUUGCGAUCUGGAGGUAGCUGCGAAAGCUAAAUUGAGCUGUCCAGCUAAGGGAUCAACACCUACAGAACCUAAACCUGAUGCCGGAAACACAGGAUAUUUUUUCGAAUUUCUCAUCCGUAGUUCUUGCUCAAUCGUCAUUGGUAACAAGCGAGCGUUACCGGAAAGUCUGAUAGUUCCGUCUGAUUCAAAUAAUUUGAAGCUCAAAACAAUGGUGACGACUCAACAUCCAUCGCUAUCUACAGAUGCUGGUAAAGACGGGUAUCCUGCGAGUGUUGUAGUGAGCAAGUGGAUCGAGGAGAUUGUUGGUAUGCACUUCGGUAUGCACUUCAUUCAGGCACGAAAUUUCAGCGAUGCUGAUCAAGACGGGUAUCCUAUGAGUGUUGUAGUGAGCAAGUGGAUCGAUGAGAUAAAAGCGAAGGCGUAUACAGGUACUAAAGGAACAACCGAAGUCAAGGCACCUAAUCCUGUUGGCACUGAUUUCAAAAACUUCGCAAAUGUAAGUUUGAAUACGGCUAAGAUUUGCCACAUCGUCAACAAGGUGAAAGCAAAUUUUCCAGCUCAUGCGGUCUGA